This is a messenger RNA of Drosophila yakuba, 1368 nucleotides long. RefSeq names its product 23 kDa integral membrane protein. NCBI's taxonomy places the organism in Eukaryota, Metazoa, Arthropoda, Insecta, Diptera, Drosophilidae. Gene Ontology annotation, cellular component: membrane. The coding region runs from base 64 to 732 and encodes 222 amino acids. The record is from RefSeq and is a predicted model, not a curated record. The transcript is spliced from 3 exons.
UGACGAAAAUCGUUGCUUCGAACGAACGGAUUAUCCAGCUAACCAAAAACAGAAGCCAGCACCAUGAACUGUCUAUCCGCGAUGUUCAAGUACUUGCUGUACUUGCUGAACCUGGUCUUCGUGGCCGGUGGCGUCCUGCUCAUCGUGGUGGGCUCCAUCAUGCUCUCCACCAUGGGCAACUUUACAGCCUUCGACGGCGGCGUUAGCACCAAGACCAUCCCGAUCUGCAUCAUUGUCAUCGGAUGUGUCACCUUUGUGGUGGCCUUCUUCGGAUGCUGCGGCACCAUUCGCGAGAACGCCUGCUGCACCACCAUUUACGCCAUCUGCAUGCUGAUACUGUUCGGCCUCCAGCUGGCCCUCUCCAUUUGGAUCUUCGCGGCCAACGACAAGUUCCUGACCAGCAUGGGCAAGGUAGUGGACAAGGCCUGGGAUGAGAACAAUGCCGCCCAGGGUUACCCCAUGGACGCCCUCCAAUUGGCCUUCACUUGCUGUGGCAACUCGGGAUACCAACAGUAUGAUACCGUGCCCAGCUCCUGCUGCGGCUACAAGGAUCGCAGCAAGGUGUGCGAAGCGGCAAUCUACACCCAGCGACCUGGCUGCCAGACGGAGUUCGUCGACUUCUGGGCCUCCAAUACGGACCUCAUCCGGUGGAGCAGUCUGAUCAUCGCCCUCUUCGAGCUGGGCAUCUUCAUCAUGUCCUGCUGCCUGGCCAGCGCGAUGAGGAAGCGCUAGACGCCAAAGACUGACCCUACUCCUAGCUAUAGCCCAGUUCCUAUCAUAAAUCCAGAAUCCAGAACACAAAUUCCUCACUCGCCGUAAAUAAACCAGAAUAGGUUAAGCCCAAUGAAAUAUUAUUGCUCAUUCGCUGUCUUCCUCCGGCUACCUAGACUAUCUAAUCAAGACAGGCUGAUGUUUUUCCAAAAAGUGUGUGUCCUUAUCGGCCCGUAAGCCCAUUGCCGCGUUUCCGAGAUCAAAUGCCCUCAAAAGUGAAUCACCUCCAUAUGGCAGUGGCUAUCGAUCUCCCCAGCGCGCACCGCCCAGUUGCCAUUAUCUAUGUCGUUUCGGCCAUGAUUAUGAUAACAGGCCCUCGCGUAUCUUUCAGAUAGCACCCAUUUCUGUUGGGCAACUUAAAAACAGUAGCCCAUCUGGACGACCAGUCCAAUCGAACGACAGUAAACGACGCGAGUGAGCGAUAAAAUCAACUCCUUUGGAUAAAACUAUUGCAAUUACUUUAUUUCACUAAAAGGAGGAGCUAACUACACUUUCAAAAUGGGUUGUCUAUCGGGAAUAGUCAACUUUAUUUUAUAUAUUGUCAAUAUCGUGUUCUUGGUAAGUUGAAUAAACGAAUAAAACGAAUUAAUAAUGUAA